Molecule: messenger RNA, 2418 nt
Organism: Cucurbita moschata (crookneck pumpkin)
Lineage: Eukaryota; Viridiplantae; Streptophyta; Magnoliopsida; Cucurbitales; Cucurbitaceae
Product: probable 1-deoxy-D-xylulose-5-phosphate synthase 2, chloroplastic
Exons: 10
Coding region: 130-2307 (725 amino acids)
Biological process (GO): terpenoid biosynthetic process
Molecular function (GO): 1-deoxy-D-xylulose-5-phosphate synthase activity
Source: RefSeq, a predicted model, not a curated record
UAGACAGGGGAGGAGAGGUGAGGUGAUUCAAAUGUCUCUUCCCCAUUAUAAAAUCAUCACACGAACUGCUGCAUCUAAUCUAAGCAUGCAUGCAUAAUUUCCUGUGUCGGUCUGUAAAUACUGAUUCAAAUGUCUUCCCUUCUCACCAAUGCUUUCCUUCCUCUGCUCCGAUCCUCUCACAAUCCGCGUCUCAACUUCAAACAACCCAAUUCUGCAUCUAAUAAGUGGAACGGAGUGGUUUGUUGUAGCGAUGAUGCCACAUUUGACGAGAGGCAAUCAGUGGACGUAAGAAACAGAGAAGGGGAAAGAGGAGUGAAUAAACUGGAGAGGGCUCUCAACUUCACGGGAGACAAGCCAACCACUCCCAUUCUCGACACCAUCAACUAUCCCAAUCACAUGAAAAAUCUCUCCAUCCAGGAGCUUCAAGAAUUGUCGGAUGAGGUUCGAGAAGAAAUAGUAUACACAGUAUCGAAAACAGGGGGGCACCUGAGUUCGAGUCUGGGCGUGGCAGAGCUGACGGUGGCACUUCACCAUGUAUUCAGUGCGCCAGAGGACAAGAUAAUUUGGGAUGUGGGUCAUCAGGCGUAUGCUCAUAAGAUGUUGACGGGUAGAAGGUCCAGAAUGCACACAAUCCGUAAAACAUUUGGCUUGGCUGGGUUUCCGAAGAGGGAGGAAAGUGCUUUUGAUGCCUUCGGAGCUGGCCAUAGUUCUACCAGCAUUUCUGCUGGAUUAGGAAUGGCCGUAGCUAGAGACAUACUAGGAAAAAACAACCACGUAGUGUCAGUUAUAGGCGAUGGAGCCAUGACUGGGGGAAUGGCAUACGAGGCACUGAACAACGCCGGUUUCCUAGACUCAAAUCUCAUCAUCAUCUUGAACGACAACAGACAAGUUUCUUUGCCCACUGCCACCAUCGAUGGUCCCGCUCCUGCUGUCGGCGCUCUAAGCAAUGCACUCACUAGGCUCCAAGCCAGUAAAAAGUUUCGACAACUGCGUGAAGCAGCGAAGGGGUUGACGAAGCAGAUGGGGGGACAGGCGCAUGAAAUUGCAGCGAAAUUAGACCACUGCAUGAAAGGAAUUGUGGGAGGAUCGGGGGCGUCGUUAUUCGAAGAGCUUGGAAUAUAUUAUAUAGGUCCAGUGGAUGGGCAUGAUGUGGAAGAUCUUGUGUAUGUAUUGAAGCAAGUGAAGUCUAUGCCUGCGCCUGGGCCUGUUCUUAUUCAUGUCGUCACAGAAAAGGGCAAAGGCUAUCCACCUGCGGAGAUUGCAGCCGACAAAAUGCACGGAGUAGUGGAAUUUGAUCCAAGAACAGGGAAACAGAUAAAGAAGAAGACGGAAACUCUUUCCUACACGCAAUACUUCGCAGAUUCAUUGAUAGCAGAAGCUGAGAGAGACGACAAAAUCAUAGCCAUUCAUGCUGCCAUGGGAGGUGGCACUGGUCUCAACUAUUUCCAGAAACGAUUUCCCGAUCGUUGCUUCGACGUUGGAAUCGCCGAGCAACAUGCCGUUACCUUUGCUGCUGGCCUCGCCGCCGAAGGCCUCAAGCCUUUUUGCGCCAUUUACUCCUCUUUUCUUCAAAGAGGCUAUGAUCAGGUGGCUCAUGAUGUAGAUCUACAAAAGCUGCCUGUGAGGUUUGCAAUAGACAGAGCAGGGUUAGUGGGUGCGGAUGGGCCGACCCAUUGCGGAGCAUUUGACACAACGUUCAUGGCAUGUUUACCAAAUAUGGUGGUCAUGGCUCCUUCAAACGAGACGGAGCUAAUGAACAUGGUGGCCACGGCUGCCGCCAUCGACGAUAGACCCAGCUGCUUCAGGUACCCAAGAGGAAAUGGGGUUGGCUCUGUUCUUCCCCUGCACAACAAAGGCACUCCAUUGGAGGUGGGGAAGGGAAGGAUUUUAAGAGAAGGAAACAGAGUGGCCAUUUUGGGAUAUGGAAGUAUAGUACAAAGAUGCAUGGCGGCGGCGGAGGUGCUUCAACAAUACGGCAUUGAAAUAACAGUGGCGGAUGCCCGAUUUUGCAAACCUUUAGAUGGAGAAUUGGUGAAGCAAUUGGCAAGACAUCACGAGAUACUCCUCACGGUUGAAGAAGGAUCCAUUGGAGGGUUUAGCUCUCACGUUUCCCAUUUUCUGGGAUUAAAUGGAUUGCUUGAUGGAAAUCUGAAGUGGAGGGCAGUGAUGCUUCCUGAUAGAUACAUCGACCAUGGAUCACAGAUGGACCAAACCCAAGAAGCAGGGCUGAGUUCGAAGGACAUAGCGGCCACUGUUUUAUCACUCAUAGGGAAAGGCAAAGACAGCUUUCAACUCGUAAACUUAUAGACAAUAUUGUUGAAGAAUAAUAAUAAUCAUGAUUAAGUAGCGCCUGGUUCAUCUCGAUUGCUUGUAUUUGUAGUUACUUAGUGUAUAUAUAUAGUUAUAUAGUCAUUCCUU